AUGGAUGACUCGGACCAGGAUUUUGUAGAUCUCUGCUCAAAGUUGCUGAAACGAGUUCGCAAGAAACCAGUUGAGCCCAGGCCGCCUCGGAAAGCGGAGCAUCAGCCCUCCAGUCAGGCAAGUGAAGGCGACAAGAGAAGGAGAAAUAACAAAAAGAAUGGCGACUCUGGGUCUAAGGUCGCUUGGACCCAGUCUGUCUGCACUGGAGCAGGCCAACAUGCGGUCAGUGGAGGGACUGGACGUAAUGCAGGUGAUGCUGGGACGUCGGCUGUGCUUGCAGCAGCAGCAGCAGCAGCGGGACCCAGAGCUGAUAGAGGUGUGACAGCAAAAGACAAAGUCCUCAACAGGAUGCAGCAGUUCAAGAGAACCAGUCCUCAGAGGAUGGUGCACAGGAACAACAGUCAACCAACCACGCAUGAGAACGACUGUGGACCUCUUUCACAGCCACAAAGACAAGAACCCUGCAGCUCUGUUCUCCAGCUGGACAGCGACGAGGCGCUGGCCCUGCGGCUGCAGCAGGAGCUGGACAGGGAGGCAGUGGAGGCAGAGACGGUGGACCUAGAGGACGAAGGCCUCUUCUUGUGUCAGAUCUGCCACAGAGACCUGUCACACAUGACCCCUGAGGGGCGAGCACAGCAUCUCAACAGGUGUUUAGAUGAGAGUGAAGAGAGCGGCCCACCUCCUCCUCCUCUUCCUCCUCCCCCCCCUGGUGUCUCUGACUGUCCCAUCUGUGGCAAGAAGUUCAAAUCCCAGAAGAGUCGCUCUGCCCACCUCAAGCGCUGCUCCUCAGACAUGGGCAUCUCUCCGGCUGUGUUGCUGCAGGCUCUGCAGAGACAGGCUGAGGAGACCCAGAAUGUCCCCACUGCUAACACACUUGCACAACCUGGAGGCACCAAAAGGAAAGGCCCCUCCAGGACGGGUCUCCCAGCGAGGAAGAAGCCCAGGAAGAAGACUGAUCCCCUGGAUGAAGACACCAUGGUGGCUCUGGCUAUGUCCUCCUCCCUGCUGGAACAAACCGAGGCUGCUGCCUCUCACACCUCCAUGACCGCAAUGCUGAAGUGGAGACCAGAUGCAGGUAAAGGGCGUGGAAAGAAGAAAAAGGGUGCCGUCCCUUCUCCUCCUCCACUCCUCCUCAUUCAGGAUGCUCAGGAGGCCCUGAUGAGGCUGCAGGAACGUGUUUCUGCUCUCCUCCUACGCAGCCGGGCUCCCUCUCCCCCCACCCCGACCCGCUGCCCCAGCAGUCUGUGUGGCCGGAGCGGUGCUGCCCCCCUCUGGCAGAAAAGCACACUGCUGAACGGCGGCUCCACCUGUCUGUCUGAUUUCUACACUCCAGAGCUCAGAGAGUUCAUCACGCCUUGGGAAUCGGCAACGGUGAGAGCGACCACAGAUAUGACUACAUACGGUUCUUCUCUCCAACCUGUGAGUGAAGGAACUCCUGUCACAGGGACCAGGACCUCCAUCCUGCCAUCUUCCUCUCAGACCGCAGCCUCCUCCCCUGCUCCCUCCACCCCGGGGACAGGGCAGACCCCAGUGGGUAGCCAGGCCCUGCGGGACCUGAUGGAGCUGGCUGAAGACGGCAUGACCCUCACACAGUGCGGAUACACUACCUCAGGCCCCGACAAAAACAAGCCGAGCAGUGCCAAUCUGUCCACAAACCUUCACCUCAGUGGCUUCGUCCUGGAGGAGGCAGAGGAGCAGGCUGACCUGUGUGUGAGCGGCUUCCUACCAGAAAGAGCACACACACUCUCAGGGGACACCCACAACCAAAAGAAGAGGAGAGCUGAUCAGCCAAGAGCAGAUGAAGAGCGAGGCAGCCACCGAUCGGUAGCACUAUCCAGACUGGCCUCAGACCUGAGCAGCAUGGUGAACAACCCUCAGCUCAGUGACUUGCAGCUCCAGGUGGACAGUGGAGAGGUUUACUUUGCCCAUUCCUUCAUGGUGUACGCUCGCUGCCCUCUGCUGGCAGAAAUGGUACAUGAAAGUGGUUUUGGGGUGCAGGAGGAAGGCAUUUCUGCAGCCCAGAGGGUGCUGAUGAGUGACGUCCCGGGACAGGCAGUGUUCACUCUGCUGCAGUACCUCUACACGGCCCACUGCUCCAUCCCAGCCUCACUGCGGCCUCAUGUACUGGAGCUAGCAUCCAGGUUUGACUUGCAGGAGCUGCAGGAGCUUUGUGAGCUCCAGCGAGAGGAGGCGGACUACACGAACCAGGACGAGAAUGUCAACAACCAAACAGACCAGGCCUUCAUGGAGCUCCUCCGCUCCAUGUGGAAUGAAGAGGAUGAGGAAGACGAGGGGACGGAUACUGAUGGGGGAAAGGAUGAAGAAAGAGGGUUGGAAGAAGAUCCUCAAAUCAGCGAUGUUACAUCUGGCGAGACAGAGAGUUGUGAGGAACAAGUGAAUGAGGAAGAGCUGGAGGAGAUCUACGAGUUUGCCGCCACACAGAGAAAGAGGGAGGAGGAGAAAGACAGUGUGGAGGAGGAAGAGGAGGAGGAAAAGGUAGAUGAUGGAGAAGUGUUCACAAAACUGACAGAACCGAAAACAGGCUUCAGUGAGAAAAACCUGAAGCUGAACUCUCAACCGGAGCCAGGACCCAGCCUGGAUCGCAGCUACAGCCGCCUCUUUUCAGACUCUUGGGGAGUCUACGAGGAAGAGGAUCCCUCCUCCUCCUCACGCUCAACUUCUGGUCCACCAAAGCCACACACCUCUCAAUCCCUGAAACACCAGUCCCCUCAUAAACCUUCAUGCGAACUGCCCGGCAGAACUUUGCUUCUGUCCUCACCAAGCGUAGUCGACGACCUUUCCCCCAGCCCCCCACCCAGUACAUCCAAUCUGCCCAUCGCAGGUCUGUCCCCUGGUCAAGUGGGUGACUGCGGUGGGGGUGGAGACAGGGGAACAGAUGCUGUUAAACUGGACAUGGCUAAAGAGUGUCUGUCUUUGAAGCAAGAAAGCCAUGGUCCUCAUAGUAUUUGUGUUCCUGUUUCUCCCGAUUCACCCCUGAAAAAGAAGGAACCUGAGCUCAUCGUUUUGUCUGACUCAAGCGAGGAGAUGGAGGUAGAUGUUGCUGUUCUUAGUUCCCGCAGUCCUUCACCACAUUCUUCUUGCGCCGUCCAGACCUUGCAGCGCUACACCCACAUCAAACCUCAGUCAAUCCCAAAACCUACUCAAUCCACCAUGGAAAAUAAAGUGUCCAGUAGUGUAGACUUUAGUCCAGUAGACUGUUCUCUAGAAGUUUCCUGGCUGAUCCCAUCCACACCAGUGCAGCCUGUAAGAUGCACCAGGACCAGCUCCACCCAGACCAAAAGCAGCAUCUGCAGGACGCAGCUGUUCCCUAAAGAGGAUAUUAUCUCCUCCUCUUCUCCCGCUUUACCGUUGCACAACAGACUUCAGACCUCGAUCAGUGCAACCAGAGUCUCUGCCCACAUUAGUCCAACAGAGGGCAGUGUUCCCAGGUUGAAACCGGACGAAGAAGUUCCCUGUAGCUCCAGUUUGGAUCUCAAUUUUUCCCCUGAAAGAACCAGUACUUAUGAUGCGAGUAAGAACAGAGAAGGGUUUGCAGUUCCCCCACACCAACCUAAGCUUUCGCACCUCUCAAGCUCAACUCACCAUCACCCCCUCCAAGCUUCCUUAAAGCAGGAUACACCCCUCCACGACCAGCCGCAGCCCUACAGCAGCACUCCCCUGCAUACAGAGCUCCACCAGCCCCUUGUCCAUCUUGCUGCUUCCCCACUUCUCCACAACCAUGACGAGCAGAGGUUGACCAGUCAAGGAAGGGACAAGGCUCCAUCGGAAAGCCCAGAGAUGACAGAGUUAGUGAGCUUUCAUCUCUCCCCUUCGUCCGACCCUUCGGAUCCGUCUUCAUCUUCGUCUCACAGAGGUCCUCAAAGCUCACGGAGACACAGCAAGUCGUCGAGUGAAAGUCAACGUUCUGAUGAGUGCAGCAGUCGUAAGAACACAGGGGCUGAGCUCAAGAGGAGGGGAAUAAGAAAUGAGGAAGGAGAAAGAGAGACAGAGUGUGAAAACAAAGACACACGUGACGAAGGAGAGCAGGAAGAAGCAAAAGAAGCAAGUGUAGAGGCAGAGCCCAGUUUCCAGCAGAGCUUCAUGGACGAGCCUCCCAUAGCUUUUAGCGACUCGUGGGACGCCUGCAUCGAGGCCAACCCAGGCUGCUUCAGUCUGAGGCUGGAGGAGAGCGGAGGAUCCAACCAGCACGAGCGCAGCCAAGAACGAAGUGAAACGUCCAGGUCAUCAUUCUCUGCUGAUCAUCAACCUCCACCGUCUAGUCACUGUCUCCAGACAUCGCACAGUCGUGGCAGUGCGAUGAACUCUUCUCCGACCAAAGCCCAACCAUCCACCAGCGUACAGGCUCAUACAAGGCCUUCCUUCACCCUGCCAGCACCAGGCCCCAACAGCAGCCUCCUGGACUCUAAAAUAUGGGACAGCUGGGAGGAGGAAGAGGAGGAUGCUCUUCCUCUCUCUCAGAGGGUGAACCCUUCAGCUCAGCUCAAAACACCAGCAUCUUCCCACAAUAAAAAACGCUGCACUCCGGUGCCGAUCACUCCCAUGCCCCACUACUCAGACAUGGACACACCGGAGCUCAAGAACAAACUCAACAGGUUUGGUGUUCGGCCUUUACCCAAGCGCCAGAUGAUCCUCAAACUGAAGGAGAUCCACCAGUUCACCCACCAGCUGGUCAGCAGCUCAGACUCUGAGGAAGAGGCACCCUCUGCAGGGCGCACUGCUCAGACAAAGCCCCCUACCACCAGUUCAGCAGCAGCUGGCAGUGGGCCAGUCUCCUGUGCCCAGACAGUGAAGUUUAAAGAGCCCAGAGCACCGGCUGCCAUCUCCCCUCUGAAACACAAGGGAGAGGAGGAGGAGGAGGAUGGAGAGCUGCUGUCUGCCUCACAGGGCUCCAACACCUCUUCAACUGCCGCCAGUGAAGAAUCUGAAAGGUCCAACCCAGAGCUGUGCCUCUCUUCCGAUGGCGAUUCAGACAGUGACGGCGGCAUCUCUGCCUCCCAAGCUGCGAAUCGCCUUCAGGAUCGGCUCCAGGCGGUGCGCUCCUUCAUCCUGUCGGACUCCGGGCUGUACAAUCAGAUCCUGCAGUACCAGCCUCUGGUCCUCUCCCAGCUCCAAGAGCGACUCAAGGCAGCCGGGAUCCGCCUAGGUGCCGCCAAGCUGGUGGACUACCUGGACUCUCAGUGCAUCACUUUCACCACAGCCAAGCCGGGCCACCCCGCACCCAGCCGCAGGCGGGGCAAGAGGACAGGCCGGGGGGCAAAGGCAGCUGGUGUAAGAGGAGCAUACAGGAGAAAAGCUGUUACAGCUAUGCUUUAAAACUUAACGAUUGCCAGAAGUUGAAGGAUUUACUUCAGUGUUCGGAACAUUUGUCUGAAAACUUCAGGGAAGGAAAAGGCCGUGAGAAAAUUAAAUUAUCAAGAGAAGAUAAAGAAGAUUGUGUGCUUGUUCCUGGAGAGUCGGCUUCAGCUUUUACCGCUUUAAACUAUGAAACAUUUUCUUCUUUCUAAAGUUUCUUCAGGACCUCAGUUUUUAAUUUAGGUAUUAAGUUUUAAAUGUUGAACUCCCACUGUGAAAAUAAAAAAAGGUUAAUGUUGUUGUGCCCCAUGAUGACAAGUUGUUUCUUUCAUUCAGAAAUCAUGACAGAGUAGCCACAAAAUAGAUUUUAUCUUCAUCUCCUGUAAUGGUACAGAGAUGAAUUCUUACCAUGUGGUGUCUUAC
This is a messenger RNA of Seriola dumerili (greater amberjack), 5736 nucleotides long. RefSeq names its product SLX4 structure-specific endonuclease subunit (gene slx4). Gene Ontology annotation, biological process: DNA replication; interstrand cross-link repair; meiotic DNA double-strand break processing. The record is from RefSeq and is a predicted model, not a curated record. Gene Ontology annotation, cellular component: Slx1-Slx4 complex; nucleus. The transcript is spliced from 13 exons. The coding region runs from base 1 to 5334 and encodes 1777 amino acids. NCBI's taxonomy places the organism in Eukaryota, Metazoa, Chordata, Actinopteri, Carangiformes, Carangidae. Gene Ontology annotation, molecular function: enzyme binding.